CUCACAUAUCGCCUGCAACCACUCUGUUGCCAUCACCAAGGGUAUCGAGCUAUUCUCAGACGUAUUCUCAUGCAUUCGGCCGCUAUUCGACGACCGCCAGUUGACUGGCGUUGUCUGCUCAGCGACUCAGCGUCCAGCCCUGGAUAGCUCAGCGGCUAACGCAGAGUGAUAGACGAUCAUGACCCAGCCCGCUAUAUACCCCGUUGAGACCGCAAGUUCCCUCUUCCGUGCAUGAUGUUCUUCUCUAGUGUUUCGUCUCAUCGUGUUCAGGAGGUCACAUCGCACAAGCUGGCUCCUCCAUAAAGAAUAAGUGUCUCGCCUUGACCUUGUUUCCCACGAUGCUUCUUGAGGGUGCUCGCUACUCACUACAACUCGGUCUACUUCUGCCUCUGUCACUCAUUACAACAGCUCAGCCUGAGCCUGUUCUAUCUUCGAUACUCCAAGCCCGGGACACAGAUAAGCCUUUACCAGGAGGACCAAUUGACACAACCUAUCUGCCAGCCCAGAUUGGUGGUAUAAUCGGAGCAUACGCUGUAUCAUUGGUGCUGGUCGCCAUAACACUGCUUGCCCUAUCAAAGAAGCGACGCGAACAUAUUGCAGCUGGACUUGACGAGGUCGACUUUGAAGUCCGGAAAGAUAUCGUCAGUCCCGACUUUCCUCCAACAGCUGUACCUACAUCUCUGAAUAUCAUCACGGACACCGAAUUUGUCAAACCGAGCUUCCAGGACUCGCACGAAGGAAAUCCAUACAUCUAUCCAUCGCCGGCUUCAAGUAUUGGAGCCCCCGGAACUAAUCCUUUUGUCGAUCCCCGUGUUGUGGCAGUAGACAGACUCAUGGCUCAAUCUCAGCUUGAAGACAUGUACAAGCAUGUCCUGGAGCAUGAGGAUGCAAAGAAGCGAGGAGUUGUUUACGAUGUUCCUCUUCCUCCCACUGCUCACCACCAACCACGCCCUUCAGCCUCGGCUUCCGUACUCUCUCUGAAAUCUUCGACAUCCUCGCCAUCGAAGAAGGAGAGGAGCAAGCCAGCAACACUCAACCUUUCUGCUUCUCGCGAGGAGAAGAGCCAGUCAAGGACCUCCUCAUUUCUCUCAGCGCUACGAUCACCAAAGAAGAAGCAGAUGAAGGGCAUGAGCAUCUCAUCGCCUCUCAUGACCCCUCAAUCGGGUGAAUUUCCUCGCUAUGAAGGACAGGAGAUGAGCGCGAUUCCUCCCCGGCAUUAUGCUCCGGCUGCUCCUCCUCCGGUCCCUACUAAUCAGGUCCCGUAUGGUUCACCGGCCCUCCCGCCCAAGACCCAUGCGUCGCUUCCGACCCCGGACAUCUCGCCCGAGAGUGUUUUGAGCAUCGAUGAACGUAUCGGAAGUCAACUUCCUUAUCCUGGCCACGCCCGUACCGUAUCGCAUGCACCCAGCGAGCGUGAUCCCGAGUCAGCAACUUCGGAACACUCUCAAGUACCACUGGUCGGCCUGCCAUCGUCUCCCAAGCCCGGUUCAAGGUUCCCGUCUCUUCCCGCGUCACCCAAGCCUGGCCAGACAUUCCACCGUGCCAACGCACCUUCAGCUGUGCGAACUGGUGGUUCUCUGCCAUUGCGUGCCUACGAGCCUGCCAUGGUUUCACCAAAUACCAUUGCGCAGACUACCAAGCAGACUGUGUUCGAGAGGAAAGGACCACUAUCACCAAGCGGAGCAAUGACUCCGCAUACAGCUGGUGCAGUGCCUUAUUCGCCUUAUCAGCCCUUCACGCCAUGCAUGCCUGUGACACCUUCGCUUGUAACCAGGGAGGAUCGGAAGAGAAUGAAACGCAUGGUACCUAAGACACCGACAUUGGAGAUGGUUCAGAGUUCGGAUGAUGUUUGGUAAACGAAAUGAUUGGAGUUUAUGAUUAUUUAAAGGGGUCUACAUUGCAUUGUUUCCUUUGAUGUCGUUGAUAUCAAGACAUAGGGGUCUUCUCAGUUGGGGUUUACAGUAUUUGGUUAGAGCUGGCCCAUGGGCUUGCGGGGAUGUAGUAACGGCCGCAAGGACCAGAACAUUACUAUUUGCAUAAAAUAUUCACCUGUAUAUCAUUUGUUUCUACC
Molecule: messenger RNA, 2071 nt
Organism: Fusarium oxysporum Fo47
Lineage: Eukaryota; Fungi; Ascomycota; Sordariomycetes; Hypocreales; Nectriaceae
Exons: 1
Coding region: 339-1856 (505 amino acids)
Source: RefSeq, a predicted model, not a curated record